GGCAGCGGUGAGCCGGCUCGUCUCCUGUGUUCGCGCGGCGGAGCGUCCGACUGACCGGUCCGACCACCUAGUCUCACUAACCCCCACACCGGAGCCCACAGCAGGUCACCAUGGACGUGGAGAGUCUGCGCAGUAAGGUGAACGCGGCCGGUCAGGGGCACCUGCUGCAGUUCUGGGACGACCUGGCACCCCAGCAGCAGCGGGAGCUCAGCGACGAAAUCCAACGUCUGGACCUGGACGAAGUGUGCGGCUUCUUCAAACGCACGACGGAGGCGCAGAGCGCGGACCAGGCCAAGCUAGACGACCGUCUGCAGCCGGUGCACUCGGACGACUUCGGCUCGGUGGUGCGCUCCUCGCCCGAGCAGCUGCGACUGUAUGAGAACCUCGGUCUGGAGGCCGUCUCGCGCGGCCAGAUCGGCGUGCUCCUACUGGCCGGUGGACAGGGCACCCGGCUCGGCGUCAACUACCCAAAGGGCAUGUACGAUGUGGGCCUGCCGUCGCACAAGUCGUUGUACCAGCUGCAGGCGGAGCGCCUGGCGCACCUGCAGGAGGUGGCAGCUGACCGUACCGGCCGUACCGGCGGCGCCUGUACCUGGUACAUCAUGGCCAGUGAGGCCACCAAGCAGCCCACACAGCGCUACUUCGAAAACAACGACUACUUUGGCCUGGACAGGAAGGACCUUGUGUUCUUCGAGCAGGGCACGCUGCCCUGCUUUACCUUUGAUGGCAAGAUCAUCCUGCAGACGCCCAGCCAGUUGGCGCAUGCGCCUGACGGCAACGGCGGCCUCUACCGCGCCCUCAAGCGCGAAAACAUCCUGGAGGACAUGCACGCCAGGGGCAUCAAGUACUUACACGUCUACUGCGUGGACAACAUCCUGGUGAAGAUGGCCGACCCCGUCUUCAUGGGCUACUGCAUUUCCCGUGGUGCCGACUGCGGUGCUAAGGUGGUGGAGAAGGCGUUCCCCACGGAGCCAGUGGGCGUGGUCUGCCAGGUGGACGGCCGUUACCAGGUGGUGGAGUACUCGGAGAUCACGCUCAAGACUGCCCAGAAGCGGAACGCGGACGGUCGGCUCACGUUCGCCGCCGGCUCCAUCUGCAACCACUUCUUCACUAUCGAGUUCCUGGAGAGCGUCGUCAGCGAACGCGAGGCACAGCUGCUGCACCACAUGGCCAAGAAGAAGAUUCCGUACGCGGAUGAGACCGGCCAGACUCGGAAGCCCGACAAGCCCAACGGCAUCAAGAUGGAGAAGUUCGUGUUCGACGUGUUCCAGGUGGCCAACGACUUUGCCGUGUGGGAGGUGCUGCGCGAGGACGAGUUCUCGCCGCUGAAGAACGCCGACGGCGCCGAGAAGGACACGCCCACCACGGCCCGGCUGGCGCUCUGCUCGCUCCACCAGCGCUACGUGCUGGCCGCCGGCGGUCAGUUCGUGGACGAGCUCGGCGAGCCGAUCCCGCUGAUGCCCAGCCCGGCGGCCAUCAACGGAGACGAGGCGAACAACAACGAGGCUCAGCAGGCCUGGCUGAAGGGCGAGGAGCCGAUCAUCUGCGAGAUCUCGCCGCUCGUCUCGUACGCCGGCGAGGGGCUCGAGCCGCUCGUCAAGGGCAAGCGCUUGCUGCCGCCGCUGCUGCUCAACGAGCCGCACAAGCCGACCAACGGCCACUGCUGAGCGGCGCCGCUAGGGGUGCCAGCCGGCCUGGCAGGGGCGCGGCGCGCGGUCGGGUCAGCCGUCGCCGGCGCCGAGCGGACCAGGCCAGGCCAGGCCAAGAUGGCCGCCCGGCAGAAGAGUACAAACCAGCGUCUGCCGGCGGCCCACACGGCUGGCUUCCCGGUGGCGUCCUGGUGUCCACACUCCGACCCCUUUCUGAACUGUGUGGCAGGACCGCGGGCUAUGAGCCGCACUUUUGUAGCCGUGGGUCCCGGCUCCAAGCACGGGCUCUGGAACGAUAGCCUGCACUCCAGAGCAUUUUACCGGAAUGGCUGUUUGCAAUCGCUCAAAUCGCGCCUCGACGCGCUGCACGUGGUGAACUUUUUAAAGCGUGUCGCGGUGCGCCAGAUGAAUUAUUUUUUAUAUAUCUCAUAAAACUGCUCCCGUCGACUCCCAAUUAGUGCGCACCUUUACUCUUUUACAAGUGGGCUAGGUGGUUUCACACCAAUGCAUCAUAUACCGUCGCUUCGCGCUAUCCUUUCGGUGGGUACCAGAUGACACCAGCGCUCCAGGGAGGAGCCACCUGAUAUUGUGAUAUAUGCAUACACAUCGUUCAUUAUCAGAACCUGCGUUGAUUUAUUUUUAUACGAGGCCUGCGAACAGCAGAACGCACAAAAGUAUAUCUUGUGCAAUACGCAGUGGCAUCAGUCGUGCCUCCGCCGUGACGUCCGUCGUGCCUCCGCCGUGACGUCCGUCGUGCCUCCGCCGUGACGUCCGUCGUGCCUCCGCCGUGACGUCCGUCGCGCCUCCGCCGUGACGUCCGUCGUGCCUCCGCCGUGACGUCCGUCGCGCCUCCGCCGUGACGUCCGUCGUGCCUCCGCCGUGACGUCACGCGUGCCUCCGCGCCCGGCGCUCGACAGGCCCUCCGCACGAUGCGGGCACCACGGUAGGGUUAUUGCGGACCGAGGCACUCGGAGUGCGGGCACUAAUCCCGACAGCUAGUUUUGUAGUUAAUUAUCGGAAGUGUGUGGCAGGCGGUCCGCUGGGUGGUGAAGACGGGCCGCAAUGAAUGCAGGGGAAUGACGCCCGGCCGGCGGGACCACAGCCGGAGCCAGUCCCCCGAACGCUCGGAGUUCGAUGCCCGACCGACGCGUGCUCGCCCUCCUACCGCAGCACCGGGCGCGAGAAACGGAGCUACUUGCGGUGAUUGUGCGAGACGAUCUUUAGCCCAGCGGGUCUCUGUGGGGUACUUUGGCAGCACUCGGCGGCAAUGAUCAAAUAAAGCUGGCAGCGGUGA
Molecule: messenger RNA, 2943 nt
Organism: Pollicipes pollicipes
Lineage: Eukaryota; Metazoa; Arthropoda; Thecostraca; Pollicipedomorpha; Pollicipedidae
Product: UDP-N-acetylhexosamine pyrophosphorylase
Exons: 9
Coding region: 111-1667 (518 amino acids)
Biological process (GO): UDP-N-acetylglucosamine biosynthetic process
Molecular function (GO): UDP-N-acetylglucosamine diphosphorylase activity
Source: RefSeq, a predicted model, not a curated record